UUAUCUUGAAGAAAUUGAGACAAUUAAGAUAUCUUUUGAUGGCGGUGCUACAACAAUGAACUUUGCCGAAGCUGCACUGUUGAUUCAAGGCUCUGCAUGUAUCUACAGUAAAAAAGUUGAAUAUCUUUACACCCUUGUCUACCAAACCCUUGACUUACUAGCCAACAGACGAAAACAACAGCUUCCAAGUUCAUUAGACAAUGAAGGCAAUGAUGAAGAUGUAUCGGUUGCUAAGGGAAACAUAGAUCGAGAGUUUCUGUUGCUGGAUGACGUUAAAGAUUCUAACAAUGUGGACAUGAAAGAUGGCGAUCACAAUGAUAAUGUAAUACAGCUGAUGGUGCAGACACCUAUGUCACUGCAGAAAUUAGAUGAUGUUAAUAAAGACACACCUCUACUCAGUCAGAAAGGAGAGAUGCUUGGGAACCGAAGUGAUUUCCGUUUUAACACGGGAAGUAUUCUACCAUCCGGUCUUCUGUUAAUGGACACAGCUCAACUGUUAAAUAUAGAAGCCUCGCUUGGUGGCGUACCUCAAUCAACACCAGUGGUCCUUGAUAAUGAUUUUACAGUCGAGCUGCCGAUGCAUGAUGCUAUGCCUAAAGUCCCUGACAUUCCUGAAGCAGAAAAUGGUAUCCCCGAACCACAUGAUGUCAGUUUGGAUGAUGUAGAGAUGGGAGAUCCAAUGGAGCAUUCAUUUGAGGAACAGGAACAGCAGGUUGCUCAUCGAAUGGAACUAAGGUCAAGGGAGCGAGAGCCAAUCAAAAUUACUCCUGCUAAAGUCGUUGACCCAUGGCAAGCACAGGACCCUCAUGAGGGCGAUGCUAUGUUACAUAAACCUUUCAAAAAAGGUAACCCUGCCAAGUUGCCUCCUCCGUUGGAAACAAGUAAAAAACGGAAACGAAGGAACACACAAGAUAAAGCGCCAUUACAGACUUUGACAGAUUUCAUCAGUAAAGCUUAUAACACCUAUAGCAACAAGCUGCCAACUAGCGCCCUCAAGAGGCCGGCAUUCAGGGAGCUUGAAUAUUUGUACUGGCAAGAGUUUAGGAGGCAACAGCAAGUGUUCAGAAAUGAGAAGAAAUCAUUGGCCAGACAAGGUAGAUACCAAGAACUGGUAGAAAGGGAACGAGAAGAUGAAGAAAACCAAGCUGAAGGGGAAAGAGAAGAAAAUCCACUACCCUUGGCCGAUGACAAUGGGCCCGAUGAUUUUGGAUUUGCAAACGAUGACAUUGAUGACGACGAUGAUGAUAUUGAUCAACAGGCUGGGGGUGACCAUGUCAAACCUAGUGAAACUGAAGAGCCGCAUGUAUCUAGUUAUGAAGACUUAGUUCGACAUCAUGUGGAAUCGUAUCUCGAUAGUGCCCAAAGGUUUGCCCAGUUGACAGAGCUGUCUAAAAGAGUCUCUGAGUGGGAAGACAAGAUGGCUCCUCUGCUAAUAAGAGAGGAAAAAUUUGGAUUUUUUGAUAUACAUGAAUACGGAACAAAAGUGCUAAAGAAACUUGCUGAGGCAAAAGACACAAAAGAGGUCAAGUUCAAGGAGGUCGUUUCAGACACCAGGAGUUAUGAUGUGUGCCGGUUAUUUUUAUCAUCAUUACAGUUGGCAAAUUCUCGAAAUAUUGAUAUCACUUGUGAUAUGGUUGAUGGUUUAGCUGUAGUCGACUCGAUGCGAUUGACACUCCUACAACAAGAGCGCCACCACGAGCAGCUCGCUAAUUACCUAGCCCCAUCCUUUGCUACAUAAUUAACUGGUGAAAUAUAAUGACUUUUUUAAAUAGUAAAACUCGCAGCAGCUCGCUAAUUACCUAGCCCCAUCCUUUGCUACAUAAUUAACUGGUGAAAUGUAAUGACUUUUUUAAAUAGUAAAACUUGCAGCAACUCGCUAUUUACCUAGCCCCAUCCUUUGCUACAUAAUUAACUGGUGAAAUAUGAUGACUUUUUUAAAUAGUAAAACUAUACAGGUUUUUUAUUUUAACUUUAAUUGUAGGAAAUAAUGUUUUUAAAUUAUUAUUUUUUUUUUUUAAAUAAUAAAACUAUAUGUGACAAAGACAAGCCAAACCAGUCAAAUCCUGUUACAGAGAUAAUGGCCAAAACAUGCUGGAAUGUCAACAUUAUUAAAAUCUAGUUUAUUUGCACUAAACUGUUACCUCUAUAUUUGUAGAUCAUGCUAUGCUAUUAUUUUCCCUAUUUUCAAUUUUAAAACAGCAAUUUUUAACAAUUUGGUGGUGAUUUUUCCAUGAGAAAUGCCUGAAACUUUGAAGGCUGA
Molecule: messenger RNA, 2260 nt
Organism: Anneissia japonica
Lineage: Eukaryota; Metazoa; Echinodermata; Crinoidea; Comatulida; Comatulidae
Product: condensin-2 complex subunit H2-like
Exons: 17
Coding region: 56-1738 (560 amino acids)
Biological process (GO): meiotic chromosome condensation; mitotic sister chromatid separation
Cellular component (GO): nucleus; condensin complex
Molecular function (GO): chromatin binding
Source: RefSeq, a predicted model, not a curated record